GUCCCGCCCCCUCAGGGAAGCUGCCACUUGGAGGUGGCUGGCCGGGAAGGGCCUGGUCAGCUGUGUCCGGCGGAGGCAGCUGCUGACCCAGCUGUGAACUGUACCAGAGGUGGAGGAAGCAUAGUGCAGGAGCUCUGAGCCCCCUCGGUGGGGGCUGCAUCAUGGAUCACCUUGGAAUGCCCCUCUGGCCUGGAGUCGGCUCCCUCUGUCUCUUGCUCACCGGGGCCGCCUUGGCUCCCCCUCCUAACUCCCCGGGCCCCAAGUUUGAAAGCAAAGCGGCCCUGCUGGCGGCCCACGGGCCCAAAGAGCUUCUGUGCUUCACCGAGCGGUUGGAGGACUUGGUGUGUUUCUGGGAGGAAGCGGCAAGCGCCGGGGUCAGCCCCGACAACUACAGCUUCUCCUACCAGCUGGAGGGUGAGCAGUGGAAGCGGUGCCGCCUGCACCAGGCGCCCGCAGCUCGCGGAGCGGUGCGCUUCUGGUGCUCGCUGCCUACGGCCGACACGUCGAGCUUCGUAUCCUUAGAGCUGCGUGUUACAGCUGCCUCAUCGGGUGCUCCACGCUACCGCCGUGUCAUACAGAUUAACGAAGUGGUGCUCCUGGACCCCCCUGCGGGGCUAGAAGCGCGGCGGGCUGACGAGGGCGGCCAUGUGCUACUACGCUGGCUCCCACCUCUUGGGGCCCCCAUGGCGAGCCUCAUCCGCUAUGAGGUGAACAUCUCCGCAGGGAGCGCCGCAGGGAGCCCGCAGAGGGUGGAGAUCCUUGAUGGCCGCACUGAGUGCGUGCUGAGCAAUCUGCGGCGCGGAACGCGUUACACUUUCAUGGUACGCGCACGUAUGGCAGAGCCGAGCUUUGAUGGCUUCUGGAGCGCUUGGUCGGAGCCCGCAUCGCUGCUGACAGCGAGUGAACUGGACCCGCUCAUCCUGACACUCUCCCUCAUCCUCGUGCUCAUCCUGCUGUUGCUGGUCGUGCUCGCUGUCCUCUCCCACCGCCGGGCUCUGAAACAGAAGAUCUGGCCUGGCAUCCCAAGCCCUGAGAGUGAGUUUAAGGGCCUUUUCACCACCCACAAGGGUAACUUUCAGCUGUGGCUGUAUCAGAACGAUGGCUGUCUGUGGUGGAGCCCCUACACCCCCUUUGCAGAGGCCCUACCCACCCCCCUAGAAGUCCUUUCUGAACGUUCCUGGGGGGUGACACAAGCAGUGGAGCCAGGAACAGAUGAUGAAGGGCCCCUGCUGGAGCCAGUGGGCAAUGAGCAUGCCCAGGACACCUACCUGGUACUAGACAAGUGGUUGCUGCCCCGGACUCCACCCAGUGAGGACUCCCCACGGCCUGGUGGUGGUUUGGACAUAGCAGCCAUGGAUGAAGGCUCAGAAGCAUCCUCCUGCUCAUCUGUGUUGGCCCUGAAGCCAGAGGGAGCCUCGGCUGCCAGCUUUGAGUACACCAUCCUGGACCCCAGCUCCCAGCUUUUGUGCCCAAGGGCACUGCCCCCUGAGCUGCCCCCCACCCCACCCCACCUAAAGUACCUGUACCUCAUGGUGUCAGACUCUGGCAUCUCAACUGACUACAGCUCAGGGGGUUCCCAGAGGGCCAAGGAGGGCUCAUCCAAUGGCCCCUAUUCCAACACUUAUGAGAAUAGCCUUGUCCCAGCCUCUGAGCCGUCACCUCCCAGCUUUGUGACCUGCUCCUAGGACUCUAGCCCUCAGAUGCUUGGGAACUCAGCAUGACCUCAAGUGCCAACAAUGGAUGGCCCAAGACCAAUCUGGCAGGGUCGGUGAGGCCUCACUCAGGACUAAGGGCAUUUCUGACCUUGGCUAUGUGCCUAAUCCAUCCACCUAUCCUACUCAGGAAGUCACAACCUUGCAGUAUUUUUAAAUGUAUAGUUUUUAUAUGUGUGUGUAUACACAUAUAUAUUGGUAUACAUAUUUAUACAUUUGUAUUUAUAUACAAAUGUGUGUGUGUGUGUGUAUAUAUAUAUAUAUAUAUUUACAAUACCUAUAUAUAUUGCUGCCCCUAUGGCUCAGGCCAUAGAGGGAGCAGUAUAAAAGGCUGUGAGCUCAGUCUGAAAUUCAGUACCUGGAAAUCUGAAUAAUAAUCAUAAUAAAAUGAAUUAGCCACUAUAAGUUACACUAGCUGCUAUAACAAACAACUUCUAAAUCUGAGUGGCUUAACACAAUUAGUAGUUUCUCUCAUAUCUCAAUUCAAACAAGUAGGCAGCUAUCCCUGAGAUGAGUCAGAAGCCCAGACUCUUCAUGUCUGUAGCUUUACCAUCCUCCAAGGUCACUCUGGGGUCUUUAAAUAUAUUUUUUUAUUGAGUUUAGAGAACAAGGAAGGGAGAGGGAAAGAGAGGCAGAAACAUCAAUGACAGAGAACAUCGAU
Messenger RNA from Molossus molossus (Pallas's mastiff bat), 2373 nucleotides. It is a transcript of the gene EPOR, whose product is annotated as erythropoietin receptor. Gene Ontology annotation, biological process: hemopoiesis; cytokine-mediated signaling pathway; positive regulation of cell population proliferation. Lineage: Eukaryota; Metazoa; Chordata; Mammalia; Chiroptera; Molossidae. Bases 162 to 1685 code for a protein of 507 amino acids. The record is from RefSeq and is a predicted model, not a curated record. Gene Ontology annotation, molecular function: erythropoietin receptor activity; protein binding. The transcript has 8 exons. Gene Ontology annotation, cellular component: membrane; external side of plasma membrane.